Molecule: messenger RNA, 2440 nt
Organism: Pyrenophora tritici-repentis Pt-1C-BFP
Lineage: Eukaryota; Fungi; Ascomycota; Dothideomycetes; Pleosporales; Pleosporaceae
Source: RefSeq, a predicted model, not a curated record
ACCGGGCUGAAGCGCGGAUGCAUGAUACUCGGGGGCAGCAGCCAUGUCACGCCCUACCUCGACCACUUCUACAGCCACGACGGCAACGAGCAGUGGACAUUCGCGCACCAUGUCGGUCAAGACAGUCACUAAGCCUCAGCCAGUAAAUUCCAUAUCAGUGUCUGAUAUCAAGAUCUUCGUGACCAACCUGCGACUGCUCGACUUUGACUUGCGCCAAGACUGGCCCGGUAUCACGGUCCAGACUUUCUCGGGCAAGAAUGCGGACCAGAGACAGAGAAUCGGUGGAACCGAGUGGGCCUUGUUCCGCUUGUUCGAGAUUUGGGAUCCAAACGAAACAGCCCAGAAACUUCAACCCUUCUUUCCCCCACUCGAACCCCUCCAAUCGCUAAACCUCCGCGCCGCCCUCUACCGAUGCUUGAACGAAUUGAAGAAAAAUGGGCUGCUGGGCAGGGAGUCGGUUCUUAGAAAGACUAUGUUGGAUGAGUGCAAGGGCGAAAAGUUCUACGAGAUCAUUGCUAUAUUCUCCAAUGCAGUUCUUAAAAAGGUCAUCGCAGCGAGGGAGCAAGGCCUUGAGGAUGUGGCAGUUGCACGGAGGCUAGCGACUGCGCCCAUGCUGUCGGCAGACCAACAACGCUCGUUGCUUCCACUGGCAAUUGCGCACAAGGCAGCUCUGCAAAAUGUGCUGAGGCAAAAAGAGGAAAAGAGGAGGAGAUAUAUGGAAUUCCAAAAUUUGCUGGAUAACAAGGCCGUAGACAUCAAUAGUCGCAUACACAAGUGCAAGGAAACGCCUCGAGCAAAGAGGCCGGCGGUACCCCCGAAGGAGGCAGAGGCAGUCAAGAAGCAACUCAAGGACAAUUGGAUUGGCAACCAGAAAUGGCUGCAUGUCAUGCUUCACGGCGACGGUGUCCACGCAGAAGAUGCUUUCCUCAAUGGUCGCUUCGACAAAGUCUGGCAUAUGGUGGAGAAGGGCAGCAAAUUGGAGGAUGUCGCGGCUGAGGCUGGGCUACUGGAGAAUCUGCAGUCACGGGUGCAAGAACAGCAAAAGAGAUUGCAGACAUGGAAGAACUUCCACGAAGAGCUACGGGGAGAAGGAACAGAAAAGAGUGCUUCGGUAAAUGGCAAAGCUGGAACGGCUAUCAAGGAGUUCAAGUUCAAGGAUCACUCGCAGUAUCAGCUGCCCUCCUUGAAGGAAACGAUCGAUGUCAAGAGCAAGCGGCCGGCUAUGCGAACAAGAUAUCGGGACAUCUUGUCCGAGAUGGAGGAUGAACUUGAAAAUGCAUCCAAAGUCAAAGCAAAUCCCAUCUCUACCAUUAUACCGCGAAGGCGUGUCUCGCCGAAAAAGGCCCCUCCACCUGUGCCAAACCGAAGUAAGAAGCCUGCACUCCCUGAAUCGUUUCCAGCAUCACCAACGAGCUCUGCCGUGCCUCCUAAACCUCAAUUACAAUCGAGACAGCACUCUUUUGAUAAUGUCCCAGUCCUCCCCCGGCCAUCACGACAAGUUCCAGUGGUUGUUACACCAAUCGACUCGGAUGCAACUUUGAUUCCCAGCACAGCACCCACUUCAGAUACUGUUGAGUCUUCAGUUGGAACACCACACGAGGCCUCACCUGUAUCUAGAUCUAUACCGCCUACUUCUGACCCAAUUGACGAGACACUUAUCUCCGAAACUACAGAGGAGACACAGCAAGAAGCAUCGCCUGAACCCGUACCGGCAGUGUCGUCCAGCUAUUCAUCUCAACCGUCAAUCCCUACCUUCGACCCACCAGUCCUUGACGCCGAAGAAGCCCUAGCCGACCAAAUCAUAAACUCCAUCGGCGAAGCAACGCCCUCCCCCGUCAAAAAGCCACAACCACGAAUGUCUCUCUCCCUCAUGGAGCGCACACGCAUGACAAUGGCGCGCACAAACUCGUACGAAGCCGUCCCGGAAUCCCCAGACCUCCCCUUACCCUCCACCAUGGGUCCACCAUCCCUCCCGGAAGACACCGACCGACAAGCCACCCUCCUCGAACGCACACGCCUCAGCAUGCUCGCCACCCAACAAUCCAACCACCCCCGCCCCGACCAAGCAAAUAAUCAAACACGCAAAACUAGCCGUUCGAGCUUGUUUCCUGUAAACCAAUUCGGCACCACUCCCCGCACUCGCAGAUCCAUGGAGAACCUAGGCGACGACGACGACGAUGACGCAGAUAAUAUUGAACGUACUCCCACGGAACAAUUGUUCAGUGAUGAAGUGGAUUACGACCGCGUGUUUAAAAGUAGACCCCGUAUUGCUACUAGUCCCGUGUGGACGCCGGGGAAGGAACCUGAUGGUGAUGAUGACGAUGAUGAUGUAGAUGGUGUUACGGGCAUUGAUCUGGGGGAUGUGGAUCAGGAUGAUGACGAGGAUGGGUUUACGCAGAAUUGGAUGGAUAGUCCGAGUCGGGGGAAGGGGAGGGUGUGA